This is a messenger RNA of Galeopterus variegatus (Sunda flying lemur), 1584 nucleotides long. RefSeq names its product HERV-H LTR-associating 1 (gene HHLA1). Lineage: Eukaryota; Metazoa; Chordata; Mammalia; Dermoptera; Cynocephalidae. The transcript has 10 exons. The coding region runs from base 1 to 1584 and encodes 527 amino acids. The record is from RefSeq and is a predicted model, not a curated record.
AUGACUCGCUUUGAGGAAACGUAUAUGAAAUCAGGGGCAUCAGUGUUUCUGACACCAUUGCCACCCCACUUGAGAUACUCCCAGGACCUCAGGUGCUGGCAGCAUAGACAAGAAGUAAACGCAUCUGGCCUUAGGGGAGAAGAGAAGAAAGAAAAUGGGGUGGCCUUUCUGGCUACCACAGAGCUGCCUGCAAGAUCAGUCGAUCUGUCCACACUUAACCUGACAGAGCUCAUGAAUGGGAUGCUGAGUAGAGCUUUAAAAGAUAGCAAGAAGUUCUUCUCUUUGCUGAGCAUUACUUCCUACAGUUCCUUUGCCUUCCACAAGUUUUCUGUGGCCAUUUACAACAUUUCUAACCUGAAGACAGUAGACCCGGGCAAAUUCCCCACAAGGUACUGCUACUGUUUAAACAAUCGGACCAAUGACCUUUCAGAUUUUACAGCCCUACUAGUGGAUAUCAUUGGAAAUUCUACCAGCUACCUCACAGAGAUUUUUAAGUCGACCUCCAUCCUCUCAGUGAGUCAAACCAAUGAAUGUGACUGCAUCUUCAUCUGUGUGAUGACAGGAAAGUCAGGAAGGAAUCUUUCUGACUUCUGGGAGAUGGCAGAGAAAUCCCCUGUUAUCAAUUACACAUUUACCAGCAGCAUGUCUGGUGUUCUGGGUGCAGCUACUGGGAGAAUGGCUGGGACUUCCGAGCCCACGACCAAGAGUCGGCAAACACUACCAAGUAUAAGCCCUCCACACUGGGCCCAGAGCACACACUGGGCAUCUGCUCUGAGAACCUCUCCCUGGACAGAGACAACUCAUCCCUCGGAGGGAGAGGAGACGGUGAACCCAAGCAGGAUCCCUGAGCUUCCUGCCUGGACCAUGGCCACACAGGGCAGUACCUCUCACACCCUCCCAGCCUCUGCUACUAGGAGGGUGGCCGGAACUCUGUGGGUGACAGCCAACAGACGGACACGGGCCUCCACAUUACCCAUUCCCUGGGCUCAGAGCACCAAUGAGAAAACACCCGGAGGGCCUCCCUGGGAAACGCGUGUCUCCACACCAGCAUCUGCUGCAGGGGCCGAGGAGGCCACAGACACAAAGAGCCUUUGGGGGCCUCCUGUCGGGAUGACGGUGGUGCCCGGCAGCCCAUCCCAGACCAGCCCAACCGCAGGAACAUUCACCCCCAGCACACAGACUUCUAGUCCAACCAAGGCACCGGCUCCCAAAGAUCCACACACAGGUAAUCUUCCUGCGGAGUGGCCAUUCACCCCUGGAAAAGAACCAGCCCUGGUUGCAAGACCCCAGCAAGUUUCAAGGUGUCCUCAACCACUCCUCAAAGAAGGAGCUAUGACAGCUGUUCCUCUCACCCUGACCAUCCAGAAGCUCAACCCGUGCCUGAUGGAGCUGUGCCGCUUCUUCCAGCAAUGCCUCUGCAUGAACCAUAGGGAGAAUCCCAGGACAGAGGCCAUAAGGUACUGUCUUGAAUACUAUUCCUGGUUUCUGAAGAAUGCAACAUAUAUCUGUCAGAGGGUGACAAGGGUGUCCCACUCACACACCUUAAAGCAAAAAUGCCUUGAGAAUAUCUGCAAGUCUGUGUGA